Messenger RNA from Lampris incognitus (smalleye Pacific opah), 2624 nucleotides. RefSeq names its product glycylpeptide N-tetradecanoyltransferase 1-like. Gene Ontology annotation, cellular component: cytoplasm. NCBI's taxonomy places the organism in Eukaryota, Metazoa, Chordata, Actinopteri, Lampriformes, Lampridae. Gene Ontology annotation, molecular function: glycylpeptide N-tetradecanoyltransferase activity. Gene Ontology annotation, biological process: N-terminal peptidyl-glycine N-myristoylation. The record is from RefSeq and is a predicted model, not a curated record. Bases 121 to 1503 code for a protein of 460 amino acids. The transcript has 12 exons.
UGGGCGUGGGCAACCCCCUUCUCCCCUCACUGCUUGCCAAGAUAAGAGCUGAAAAGACAACCGCAAGCGUGUCUCCAAAACACUUCUUUUUCCAGCUCGCGGGGCUCUCACGCUUCUACCAUGGCCGAUUCAAACAUGCAUGAUAAGAGCCUGACAGAGGAGGACGGCGGUAGACUGAAAAAGAACAAAAAGAAGCAAAAGAAGGAAGCUGCCUGGAAACCAGAGGGGCCCAGAGAUCCAGUUGCCAUGCUUAAUUCUCUGCCAGAGGAGAAGCAGCAGGAGAUCCAGAAGACCCUCCAUCUCUUCUCCUUGGGCCAGAGCCUGCCCAAGACCCUGCAGGAGGCUAAGCACUACACCCACCGCUUCUGGGACACGCAGCCCGUCCCCAAACUGAGCGACACCGUGACGACCGAAGGCCCGAUAGUCGAAGUGGGGGAGGGAGUCCGUGAGGAGCCCUACUCCCUUCCCCAAGGUUUCUCCUGGGACACGUUGGAUCCGACCAGUCCCACCACGCUGAGAGAGCUGUGCACCCUACUAAAUGAAAACUACACAGAGGACGACGACAACACGAUCCGAUCCCACUUCUCCCCCGAGUACCUGCAAUGGGUCCUGCAGCCUCCUGGCUGGGUGGCCCAGUGGCAUUGUGGGGUGCGAGUACACACCAGCAAGAAGUUGGUUGGCUUCAUCGCUGCCGUACCCGCCAAUGUCCGCAUAUAUGACAAGGAGAAGCAGAUGGCACAGGUCAGCCUCCUGUGUGUCCACAAGAAACUACGCUUCAAGCGGAUGAGUCCGGUUCUGAUCCGAGAGCUUACCAGACGGGUGAACCGGCAGGGCCUCUACCAGGCUGUCUACACAGUUAGUUCAUUUCUGCCUACACCGCUGAGCACCUGCAGAUACUGGCAACGGUCCCUAAAUCCACGUAAACUAAUGGAAGUCACCCGCAGUGGUCUCGGCAGGAACAUGACUGUGCAGAGAGCCCUCAAACUCAACCGCCUGCCUGAGGCGACGAAGACUUCAGGCCUUCGUCCCAUGACUAAGGAGGAUGUACCAGCCGUGCGAGCUCUUCUCGAGAGACAUCUUCAGAAGUUCCACCUCGCCCCCCUGAUGUCUCCGCAGGACGCACAACACUGGCUGAUGCCCAGAGACGGCGUGAUAGACACCUAUGUGGUGCAGAGUGCUGGAGGCCUGUUGACGGACCUGGUGAGUUUCUACUGCGUGGCAUAUCAAGUGUUGAACCAUCCGGUGCACAGCGCUCUGAGGGUGGCCCACCUCCUGUACUGUGUCUGCACAUCCACCGACCUGGCCAGCCUCAUGGAGGAUGCGCUGGUCCUGGCUAAAGCCAAAGGUUUUGACGCCGUCACUGUUCUGGAUGUGAUGGAGAAUAAGUGCUUCAUGGAAAAACUCAAGUUCACCCGUGGUGAUAAAAACCUUCAUUACUACCUUUACAACUGGGCAUGCCCUACCAUAAGUCCAGACAAGGUUGGUCUAUUGUUGCCCUACUAACCUUGCUGCUGAGAGAUCCAGAGAAGACUUGGUGCCGAGGAUGGAAGGGACACCAGCGGCCAGGACAGUUGACAAGAUGACACGAAAUCAUGACACCCAACACAUGUAUUCGUGUGUAGAGGCUGAGCCAACAUCGCUGUUUGUGCAUACUCGUGCACAAACAAGCAAUACACACCCACACAAAUGCACAAAAGAAACAGAGGAACGCAUUAUAAGGCAAAUGUGUUUUUGGCUAACAGAAGAAUAUAAUAGACGUCCUUAUUGUCCACUAACAUGGAAAUUCGUCUUCGGCUUCACAGACAUAAAUACACUUAAAUUCUCCGGUGCCAUGGGUUGGAGUACAUGAGACAAGGACAAUAAGGAGGUGGGCCUGUAACGGUAAACGGUUGGGAUGAAAGUGCUAAAUAAUAACAAUAAUGAUGUCUAUCUAAGUUGUGUACAUAUUUAUUGUUAUUAUUUAGCACUUUCAUCCCAACUACUUAUUAUUACAGACCCGCUUUUUUAUUACUGUGUAUUGUAAGGGUUUAAGAAUUAGAUGUCAUUGUGCAACAAAACAUCUCAAAAUGAGGCGCCUGAUGUGUAACAGAUAGAUAUAGAUAUAACUGACUGAAAUACUUUAAUAAGCAGGACCUCCCCUGUCUCAGACAAGAAAAUUAAAUUUCAUCAUAGUUAUGUUUGUUUGUUUAGUCACCUUUACAUAUUGUGAUCCUGCUGACCAUUCCGAGGUAUUGCCACAGGUAUGGGGCCUGGUUUGCUUGGGUUAGGGUUAGGGUUGAAAAGAAAGAUCUUGCAUUUCAUCAGCAAAAUAAGCUUCAAAGUAGGCCAACAUUACUACUUUGGUUGUAAAUUAGUCAAAAAUUACUGCCUUAAAUGGCUUUUGUCACUGUUUCCACAAAAACUAAAGAAAUAUUUAUUUAUUCUAUUCUUUUAACUCGUGAAUUUUUGCCCUUCGCCUGGUCCUCGUGUGAGUCUGCAUGCAGGGCCACAUGAGGGUGACAGUGUGCAUCUCUUGCCCAUGUCUGUUGUCUCUGACAUCAUGAUGAUUGCCGCUUGUCUGUGAGUUUGUGUAUGUCUGGGUAGACUGUAAGAACUGAAUGGCUCUUCUAGGAUAAAUAAAGUUA